Messenger RNA from Platichthys flesus (European flounder), 3531 nucleotides. RefSeq names its product E3 SUMO-protein ligase PIAS1-like. Gene Ontology annotation, molecular function: SUMO ligase activity; zinc ion binding; transcription coregulator activity. The record is from RefSeq and is a predicted model, not a curated record. NCBI's taxonomy places the organism in Eukaryota, Metazoa, Chordata, Actinopteri, Pleuronectiformes, Pleuronectidae. Gene Ontology annotation, biological process: protein sumoylation; regulation of transcription by RNA polymerase II.
CACACCGCGCCUGCGCAGAGAAAUACAAGAUGGCGGAGAGUGCGGAACUGAAGCAAAUGGUGAUGAGCCUGCGGGUGUCGGAGCUACAGGUGCUACUGGGCUAUGCUGGGCGCAACAAGCACGGACGCAAACACGAGCUGCUGACCAAGGCGCUGUAUCUUCUGAAGGCCGGCUGCAGCCCCGCCGUGCACAUGAAGAUCAAAGAGCUCUACAGACGGCGCUUUCCUGCCAAAAUGGUGUCCCACUCAGAAAUGGCCCUGCCUGGACCGCACCACCCUGCCACAGCUGGAAUGGUUGGUGGAGGGGGUGCCGCGCUGCCCGCCGGCCUGACACAGCUGGCUUAUGAGGGUCAUGCCGGUCACGGUGGAGCCCCGUCACCCGCUGCCCUGCUGCCCCUCUCACUGCUCGGCCCAGGGAAACAUGAGCUGACUGGACUGACGCAUCAUCUACCGGCCUCAGCCACACUGCACCCGGUCCAUCCAGAUGUCAAGCUCCAGAGGCUCCCCUUCUACGACAUGCUGGACGAGCUCAUCAAGCCCACGAGUCUAGCCUCAGACAACAGCCAGCGGUUUCAGGAGACGUGUUUCGCCUUCGCAUUAACGCCACAGCAAGUCCAGCAGAUCAGCAGCUCAAUGGACAUCUCGGGGACCAAAUGUGAUUUCUCAGUUCAAGUUCAGUUGCGGUUUUGCCUGUCGGAGACGAGCUGUCCUCAGGAAGACCACUUUCCACCCAACCUCUGUGUGAAAGUCAACGGGAAGCCAUGUAACCUGCCGGGUUAUCUUCCUCCAACCAAAAACGGUGUCGAGCCCAAGCGGCCCAGCCGGGCCAUCAACAUUACCUCACUAGUCAGAUUGUCCACCACUGUCCCAAAUACCAUCGUGGUUUCAUGGACCGCGGAAAUCGGAAGGAGUUACUCCAUGGCAGUGUACCUGGUGAAGCAGCAGUCGUCCACAGCGUUGUUGCAGAGACUACGGGCGAAAGGCAUCAGAAACCCAGACCACUCCAGAGCGCUCAUCAAAGAGAAGCUAACAGCCGACCCAGACAGUGAAAUAGCCACGACCAGCCUUCGAGUGUCGCUGCUCUGCCCGCUGGGGAAGAUGCGGCUGAUGAUUCCAUGCCGGGCGCUGACAUGCUCCCACCUGCAGUGCUUUGACGCCACGCUCUACAUCCAGAUGAACGAGAAGAAGCCCACCUGGGUUUGUCCUGUGUGCGACAAGAAGGGUCCAUAUGAACAUCUCAUCAUCGACGGGCUUUUCGUGGAGAUCCUCAACAGCUGCUUGGACUGUGAUGAGAUCCAGUUUAAAGAGGAUGGCAGCUGGGCCCCCAUGAGGUCAAAGAAGGAAGUGCAGGAGGUGUCGUCUGGUUCUUACAACGGGGUGGAUGGUUCGUGCCGGACGUCCUCGGGUUCAGAUCAGCGGAGCUCCUCGUCGUCCAGCCACGGCGACGGCGGCAGCAACUGCAAGAGAGUGGAAGUGAUCGAUUUGACACUGGACAGCUCCUCAGAUGAGGAAGAGCAGGAUUCAUCGUCGCCGCCACCUCCGCCCCCUCCGGCCAAAAGGCCGUGUCCCUCCAUGUCUCCGACCUCGCCGCCCAUCAGCACCAAAGGAGUGUUAAACCUGCACCACCAGGCCUCUCCUGUGAGCUGCACCCCCACUAUGCCAGCGAUGGACACGAGCUACAUCCCCCCUGUUCCCCCACUUAUCCAGGAUUACAGACCCUACUACCACCAACCCAACGACCUCUCAGAGUUGAACUUCUUCUCUUUUCUUCAAGGGGACAAUCAUCAGCAUUACAACAUGGUGAUGGCAGCAGCGGCCGCCGCUUCGGCCUCAGACGACCACGACUUGCUUCUCAACCGCUUCCUGCCCUACAGCACCACCACCUCCUCCUCCGCCUCCCAGCUGUUCCUCGACCAAUCGGGAGCCUCGUCGGCCGCCUCGCUGACCGCGCCGACCAACGGGGCGAGCAGCUCGGGCAGCAGCAGCAGCCUGGUGUCGUCCAGCAGCCUCCGCGACACUCACUCCACGCACUCGUCUUCACACUCGGGCUCGCACUCCUCACACACACACCCCGGAGCGGUGGCCGGCCGGAGCAGCGCGGAAGCGGCAGUUGCAGCUAUUUACGGCGGAAUCCCCGACGUUAUAUCGUUGGACUGACCGGAAAAGAGUCAAGGGCACACGUGGGGUCCGGAUAGGAUCCAGUAACAAACCACAUCACAGACAGUUUGACUGCAGGGUGACGUGUUGAUCCAGAAACUAGACUGGAGUCCUGAUGACGAGGCUGCCUGACGAACAGCACUAAUGUAAUGAGUGGGUGAUCUGGGGGUCCCCUUCACGACACUGACCUGAGGACAGGACCGAGUUCAUCAGUGACAAUGUGUCGGUGAACUGACCUCAGAGCAGAAACCGUCACACUGGUGCCGUGGUACCAACCUGGCACAAAGCAGCGAAGACGCUACCUGAGCAGAAACACAACGGAGGAGGCGACGGCUCUUUUUUUACGGAAGCGAGGAGCGGCCCCGUGUACAGAGAACAAAAUAUAUUUUCCUCUUUUACUUUUGUAUGUUAAAUCUGAACAUUCACAGUCGAGUGGGCUGCUUCUGUCGCCAUUUCAAAGAAGAGGACUUUUUCACAAAGCUUAUACAUAUGCCUGUUGCCAUGUGGUUUUAUUUUCCUCCUCUUUUAUCUCUAUCCUGUUUGCGUUUCUCCAUUUUUAACUUCAAGUCUCUUCUUCUCAUUCUUAAACAGAUUAGUAGUUGCUCUUAACUGUGUUUUCAAGAGCUCGGCAGGCGGCUCAAAUCUUCAGAAAGAAGUUUCUAGAUGCUGAAUUUACAGUUUAUUCAUAUACUAAUAAUUUUAUUACGCUUUUAAGUUAUGUAUGAUAUUUAAACAGUUUAUGCACACAUAUAUAUAUGUGUGUGUGUUUGUGCAUUCCCUUUGACCUUCAGGUUAAUGCUGUGGGGAGUGUGUAGGUGGAAAUUUGCCAUUUCUGGUUUUUCACUUCUUAGUUUCCAGAAACAGCAAACAGAGACUUUCAGACUAUUUAUAUUUACCAGUUACAAUUUUGAGCUGGAGCUUUCUUUUGCAAUUUAUUUUAAUUUUUUGCCAAAAUGCCAAAAAAUAAUACACGGUACCUAUGAACAGUGAUCACAAUAAUCAGAGUGCAGUUGCAUCUGUCUGUUGCCACAGUGUUUUCAGUCGAGUGUCCAGACACUUUGACCUUCGUCCUUUUUGUCUCUCGUCUUCUAGUUUUGUGUUUCUCUGCUGAACUGUUAAGAAGUAAUUAGGACAGCCGUCAGUAUGUUGUAGCAGCGUCGGGCCUUUUGAGGAGACAAGCUUUCCCUGACAUGUGCCACAGCUUCACUGGAGCAGGCGACCCAGUUCAAACUAGUGCCGGUUCGGAGUAGUGUUUCCAGAAGAAUGUCUCAUAUGGUCACCCACCACAACCGAGGCCCCGUCUCUGUCUGAGCAAAAACUUGAGCUGCGAUUGAUUUCUGACUCUGGAAUUAUCUUUUGGGGGGGGGGGGGGCAA